AUACACGGCUAUACUCAUUUUCUCAGGGAUGUUCAAGGGGCUGUUUGCUAUCGUUCUUAAAAAACGUUUCUAUUGUUUUUUUGUUUUAUUGAAACAGAAAAAUGCAAAAAACUGUUUGGUACGCCGAGGCUGUGUUUCAGUUUUUAUAAAAAAAAAAAAGCAGAAAAUGAGUCAAAAGUCGGAACUCCAAAAGCGAGUUCCGACUAUGACGUUUCGUUUCAAAAUCCCUAAUUUGGAACUAUCGUUCCUGAUAGUUGGAGCGGGAGGAGUAUCUGCAGAUAGAGCUUUGUUGAAGAUCUUGGAGGAAGAAUUCUUGGGACCUCCUAUGAAUGCUGAUGACCGUGGAUGUGGUAUGUUUGUAUGGUUGAAAGAUGAACCACAUAUUUCUACCAUACAAUAUACAUUAGGUUCAGAAAGCUCAACAUCAACAGCAUUCACACCACCAUCCAUUUCGAACGAGUACAUGAAAGGAUAUCUAGAAGGGACACUUAAAGGAUUAGAAGACCAAACAAAUAAGAUGAAAGACAUCCUCAAUGCAUUCAAGUCUUUAGACUUGGACAAAAAGUAAAAAUUUGGGAAAUUAUGUAAUUCAUAAUUAACUUGGGCAAGGUAGUCUUAAUUAUAUACUUUAUUUGUCAUUGUGAAA
Macadamia integrifolia is the source of this 646-nucleotide messenger RNA. RefSeq lists its product as uncharacterized. The record is from RefSeq and is a predicted model, not a curated record. The transcript has 3 exons. Bases 29 to 568 code for a protein of 179 amino acids. NCBI's taxonomy places the organism in Eukaryota, Viridiplantae, Streptophyta, Magnoliopsida, Proteales, Proteaceae.